Molecule: messenger RNA, 791 nt
Organism: Sesamum indicum (sesame)
Lineage: Eukaryota; Viridiplantae; Streptophyta; Magnoliopsida; Lamiales; Pedaliaceae
Product: pollen allergen Che a 1
Source: RefSeq, a predicted model, not a curated record
AAUUCUCUUUUGUACAGUUUCUCAUUCCCGAGAUUCGAAUACAAUAAGAAAAUAAUAAAACCAAACAGUAAAUAGGAGAGAAGAAUAAAAAUGGCUACACUCCCACAAUUCGCAAUCAUCUUAGCCGGAGCUCUCUGCUUCCUGUCUCUAGCUGAUGUCGCCAACUCCCAGGGCCCUGAAUUCAUCGUCAAGGGAAUGGUGUACUGCGACGUCUGCCGUGUCAAUUUCUUCAAUAAAUUCAGCGAGCCUAUGUCAGGAGCACAAGUGAAGUUGGAAUGCAAAGACAAGGAAAGCGGCAAGGUGACAUACCGCAUGACGGGUGGUGAAACCGACGACAAUGGGAUCUACACGUUGCCGGCGGAAGGUGAUCAUCUUGGGGAAGUCUGUGAAGUGACACUGGUGAAGAGCAGCAGGGCGGAAUGCAGCGAGAUCCCAAUUGAUCGAUCCGGAAAGAGUCCAACAUCUGAAGUAACCCUCGUCGCCACUAGUAGCUUCAUGGAUAAUAUCCGUCUCGCAAACCCACUCGUCUUCACCAGGAAGGAAGCCCUGCGCAAGUGCAUUGAAUUCUUAAAGGAUGUCCAAAUGACCUUGGCACGAUUAUGAUCGAGUUUAAUUUCUUAUAUUUUAUCCAUGUGUUGUGGGUCUAAGUCUAGGGCCUUCUAUGAGCUGAUGUCCUUCUUACAAUAUGAUCGUUAAAAUUUAAAGUGUGGAGAACAAAGUAUAUUCAUAGAAAUCAAUUAGAGAAGGAAAAAUUAGGCUUUAUUCAUCUAAAAACUCAAAUACUUUAUUCA